Molecule: messenger RNA, 897 nt
Organism: Misgurnus anguillicaudatus (oriental weatherfish)
Lineage: Eukaryota; Metazoa; Chordata; Actinopteri; Cypriniformes; Cobitidae
Gene: surf2
Product: surfeit 2
Source: RefSeq, a predicted model, not a curated record
GUUUAUUAUCUUAUUUUGACGAUUAAUUAGUGUGCUUUUGCAUUGGAGUUCACUCUUUAGCACAGUUAAUCUCAUGUUAAUUUAGUUUGUUGAUACGUCACUUCUGUUGUUUUUGCCGCAAUGGAAGGUUUACCAGAAGAGUUGAGAUCAUUUUUACAAACUCACCCUUUCCUUCAACUCACAGACUCCAAGAAGAUUAAGUGUACACUGAACGGCCACGAGUUUCCCUGCAGCCUCGCAGAACUGCAGCAUUUUACCUCAGGAAAGAAAUACAAGCAGCUGUCAGCAGACGCAAACUUUAACUACAGUCAGUAUGAGCCACAUAUAGUUACCAGCACUAAACAGCCCAAUCAUCUCUUCUGCAAGCUCACUUUACGUCACAUCAAUCGCGUGCCGCAGCACGUCCUACGCCACGUCAAUGGGAAAAAAUAUAAAAAAGCUCUAGAGAAAUAUGAGGAGUGUGUUCGGCAAGGUGUGGAGUUUGUCCCGGCAAGUCUUCAAAAGAAAAGGAGAACCAAAGAUGAUGAUGUCACAGGAAGUGACAGUAAAGGGAAGAAGAAGGAUGACAGUGGAGUCUGGAAUCCGAGCACGAGUGAUUCAGAGAAGAGUGAUUCAGAAGACAGCAUGUCAGACCUUUAUCCACCAUCUUUGUUCACAGUAAAUAAAGCAGAGGGUGAAGACGAUAUGAAAGAUGGUGAGAAAGAUGAUUUCGAGACUGAUGAUGAUGAUGAUGAUGAUGUAACUGAAAUGGAGGUAGAAACACAAAUGCAGAAACGCAAAAAGGCGCAGCCUUCUGCAUUAACCAAAAAAUUUAGGAAGAACAAAAAGAAAAAAGGUUUUAGGUGUGUUGGAAAAGUUAAUGGAAAAUGAAAAUAAAGUUUGUAUAUCAUUAAGAAA